Paraphaeosphaeria sporulosa is the source of this 1502-nucleotide messenger RNA. RefSeq lists its product as uncharacterized. Lineage: Eukaryota; Fungi; Ascomycota; Dothideomycetes; Pleosporales; Didymosphaeriaceae. The transcript has 3 exons. The record is from RefSeq and is a predicted model, not a curated record. The coding region runs from base 269 to 1240 and encodes 323 amino acids.
GACGAGCCGCAGGAGGGCUAUAAGGUCCAUUGGCGCCCACCUUGUUUCUACAAUCGUUUUCUGUUAGAUAUCAACUAGCGGAGGCCUUUCCAUCCAGUAACCUUCUCUGUACCUAAUACCUCCUCACAUUCCUUCACAUUCACUUCUCCGUCCCUGGUUGGACUUUAAGGAAAUUUUAUAAUUAAUCAAAGCGAGUCUUUGCUGGUUCCUCUUUACGACUACAACUUUAACACCACCGAAAACCAACAGCAACACUUAAUCCGACACGAUGCCUAGCGUACGAUCAAUCAUCGGCGGCCUCAUGGCCUUGGCUCCCCUUGCGGCUGCCGCCCCGGCUGGAAUCAUCGCCCGUCAAGCGGCCUCUUCGUCGACGACAUCUUCCGCCGCCGCCGCUACCUCGUCUGCUGCUGCUGCAGCACCGCCCGCAGCAGCCCCGGCAGCAGGUGGAGGCUUGACCGAUGUUGACAUCCUUCAAUUUGCCCUUACCGCCGAGCAUCUCGAGUCCACCUUCUACUCGCAAGGAUUCGCCAAGUUCCCCAUGAGCGACUUCACCGCCCUUGGCCUUACCGAUGCGCAGAUCAAGUCUCUCAAGGGUGUAGGACAGACCGAAGCCACGCACGUUACGACCCUCCAGGCCGCUAUUGCGGGCGCCGGAGCCAAGCCCGUCGAGCCCUGCCAAUACAACUUUGAUGCCGCGCUCAAGGACGCAAAGACCAUGGUCGCGACCGCGCGUGUCCUCGAGGCUGUCGGUGUCUCCGCCUACCUUGGUGCUGCUCCUCUCGUCAACUCCUCUGAUGUCCUCACGGCCGCCGCCACCAUCGUCACCGUCGAGGCCCGCCACCAAGCUUUUAUCCGCUCUGCCUCCGGCGCCGAACCCGUCCCCGCCGCCUUCGACACCCCGCUCGGCCCCCGCGCCGUCUUCACUCUCGCCGCCCAGUUCAUCUCCUCCUGCCCCCAGGGCUCGAACCUCAACAUCCAGGCCUUCCCCAGCAUCGCACUUCAGAACCCUGAGCAGGCCGCCGUUGGAUCAAACCUCAAGCUCGCCGAUGCCGCGAACCCGGCUGGUGCCCAGUUCUGCGCGUUCGUCGCUCCUGGCGGAAACCAGUUCUCCCAGAUCACCAAUGGCAACUGCGUGGUCCCGCAGAACCUCUCCGGUGAGGUCUACAUGAUGAUCACCAAGUCGCAGUCCGUGGCCGACGCUGAGGUGCUCGCCGGCCCCUCUGUCAUCCAGCCCUCAUAGACGCCUUCACUCCGUCUAGCAUGGCGCACUCCCGCGUCCUCCGCCGGCAACACUGCAUGGGAAGCACAUACAUGACUACCAUUCCUACUAUUUCUCAUGAGUAGUGCUGCGGAGGGCGGGCGUGACGGAGGAAGGAACACAAACCAGGGGUUUGAGCGAUGGGGAAAGACUUGAAAUGGAGGUGCGUUGUCAAGAUCGAAGCAUGAGCAUGAUCAAACAUCUUCUUCACUACAGUCGUUGCGAAAUACAAGCGUUGAUAUCA